Messenger RNA from Ambispora gerdemannii, 552 nucleotides. NCBI's taxonomy places the organism in Eukaryota, Fungi, Glomeromycota, Glomeromycetes, Archaeosporales, Ambisporaceae. The record is from the annotation of a GenBank genome assembly.
CAUGAAGAGGCUGAAGUGCGUAAUGCAAAUACAGACUGUUUCAUAUAUGCAGUUUAUCGAAAUUGCAUCGGCAAGGAGGCUCUGGACUUCAUGUUCGAGUCAGUUCUCUUAAUGUUCCAAGAACACUCUAAAGUAAAAAGGAGAGAGGUUGAAAAGCUAAAACAAGGAAACAUGCUAGUAGAGGAUGUAGCUAAACUGCUCAAAGAACAUGACCUGCCCAGACUGGAUGGUGACAAAUAUGAAGCAAAAGGAGCAGAAAUUCAUUUAAAACAGCUCAAAGAGCAACCCAAAGUGCUUGCAUUUUUUUUGAAAGCAGAAAAACAAAAAAAGAAGACUAUUAAUGAAGAAAAGGAUGAGACAGCAGAUAAGGAGGGUGGAAAAGUUAUUGGGAAGGAUAUAAUCGAUGGUGAGGAGAAUGAGACAGCAGAAGUGGAGGGUGAGACAGCAGAAGUGGAGAAUGAGUUUGAUAAAGAGGAGAGUGUGGUUGAAAGUAAGGAAGGUGAGACUACAGAUGAAGAUAAUGAAAAAGAAAGUGAAGCUGAAGAUGUAUGA